UGUCUGUUGUUUAGUUAUGGCGCCGGCGACGGAGCCGAGAGGCGGCGGGAACCCGGGUGGGGGUCUCGCCCUGUGCUGACUGCGACCCCGGGGCCGAGUGGGUUAUGGGGGAGCCUGGCUCGUUGGUCACGGGAGACCGCGCCAGUAGCCGGAGUUGGUGCUUGCAGCGAGUGGGGAUGAACGCUGAGUGGCUGCUGCUGGAGGACGGAAGCGAGGUGACUAUAGGGCGAGGAUUUGGUGUCACGUACCAACUGGUAUCAAAAAUUUGCCCUCUGAUGAUUUCCCGAAGCCACUGUGUUUUGAAGCAGAAUGUCGAGGGCCAGUGGACAAUUAUGGACAACAAGAGUCUGAAUGGCGUUUGGCUGAACAGACAACGUCUAGAACCUUUAAAGGUCUAUUCUAUCCAUAAGGGAGACCACAUCCAGCUUGGGGUACCUCUGGAAAAUAAGGAGAAUGCAGAGUAUGAAUAUGAAGUUACUGAAGAAGACUGGGAGAGGAUGUAUCCUUGUCUUGCUCCAAAGAAUGACCAGAUGUCAGGAAAAAAUAAGGGAUUGAGAACUAAAAGGAAAUUUAGUUUGGAUGAAUUAGAGGGUCCUGGAGCUGAAGGCCCCUCAAAUUUGAAAUCCAAAAUAAGUAAAGUAUCUUGUGAAUCUGGUCAACCAGUGAAGUCUCAUGGGAAAGAUGAAGUGGCCAGUCAACCCAGUCAACCCUCUGAACAUUUGGAUCCCAAGUUGACUUCUCUUGAGCCAAGUGAGAAGGCCACAGAAGCCCAUGUUUACCCUGGCUCCACAAAAGUCAUACAGCUUCAUUAUAAGCAGAAAGCUUCAAACCCUUCAGCAUCUCACAGCAGCUUAGAACUGUUCAAGGUGACCAUGUCCAGGAUUCUGAAACUGAAAACACAAAUGCAGGAAAAACAGGUAGCUGUACUGAAUGUGAAAAAACAGACCCAAAAAGGGAACUCAAAGAAAAUUGUGAAAAUGGAGCAGGAGCUGCAGGACUUACAGUCUCAGCUGUGUGCAGAGCAGGCCCAGCAACAGGCCAGAGUGGAGCAGCUAGAAAAGACUUUCCAGGAAGAGGAGCAGCAUCUCCAGGGUUUGGAGAAGGAACAAGGAGAAGAGGACCUGAAGCAACAGCUGGCCCAGGCUCUACAGGAGCAUCGGGCUCUAAUGGAAGAGCUAAACCGCAGCAAGAAGGACUUUGAAGCAAUCAUUCAAGCCAAGAACAAAGAAUUGGAACAGACCAAGGAGGAGAAGGAGAAGGUACAAGCACAGAAGGAGGAAGUUCUUAGCCAUGUGAAUGAUGUGCUGGAGAAUGAGCUCCAAUGUAUUAUUUGCUCAGAAUACUUCAUUGAGGCUGUCACCUUGAACUGUGCCCAUAGUUUCUGCUCGUACUGUAUCAAUGAAUGGAUGAAGCGAAAGGUAGAAUGCCCCAUUUGUCGGAACGACAUCAAAUCCAAAACCCACUCCCUGGUUCUGGACAAUUGCAUUGACAAGAUGGUAGAUAAUCUGAGCUCAGAAGUAAAAGAACGACGAAUUGUCCUCAUUCAGGAACGAAAAGCAAAGAGACUGUCCUGAAGACCAUGCUCCAGGGACAUUGGAAGGACUGCUAGGCAAUGGGAGCUUGGCUUGGGAUGGUCUGGAGGAUUCUCUGCGGUGGGUCUUGCUUCGGCCACUCUGAGAUAGAGCAUGGGAUGGAGCCACAUGGGACAGAGACUGGGUUAGGAAGUCCUCUCCAGCCUCCACGUUGGCCAGCCUUGCUGCCACCACUGUCUGAAGGGCCACUGGUCCUCACCGCACUGACUGCUUCAGGGGACUCGAGAGACUCAGCCUCACUGUGUGUUGAAUGGCUUAUGUAUUUCUGUUCUGCUUUUUAAAUUUAUUGUUGUUACUGUUUUGGUACAUCAGAAACACCUCUGUAGACCUUUGUUUUGGGCAGGUUGGGUGUACCCCCACGGCUGCCCCAAAAGCUAAGGCAGCUUCUCUUGGAGAAGAUGGCAUACCUCUUUGUGAAAACAAGAUGUCAUUUCCUGGAAAUAAAAUGUAAAGCCUAUCAGUUGCGCA
Suricata suricatta (meerkat) is the source of this 2060-nucleotide messenger RNA. It is a transcript of the gene RNF8, whose product is annotated as ring finger protein 8. Gene Ontology annotation, molecular function: histone binding; metal ion binding; ubiquitin protein ligase activity. The transcript is spliced from 8 exons. Bases 105 to 1574 code for a protein of 489 amino acids. The record is from RefSeq and is a predicted model, not a curated record. Gene Ontology annotation, biological process: protein K48-linked ubiquitination; double-strand break repair; ubiquitin-dependent protein catabolic process. Gene Ontology annotation, cellular component: nucleus; ubiquitin ligase complex; site of double-strand break. Lineage: Eukaryota; Metazoa; Chordata; Mammalia; Carnivora; Herpestidae.